CACCAUGCGGUGCGCGAGUCCAGUAGCAAUGGUGGCCUUUUGCACCGGGCUUUGGGUCUCAAACUCGGUGCCGGCGCAAGGCCAGGAGAUACGGGAGUGGCCUGGGGCUGACUGUGAAGUCUGUGAAGAAUUCUUGAACCGCUUUUACAACUCCUUGAUAGCCAAAGGAGUUCACUUUUCACUGGACAUCAUAGAGAAAGAAUUGAUCAGCUUUUGCUUGGAUGCCAAAGGAAAAGAAAACCGCCUGACAGCGGAUGAUUCUCCAGAAGAACCUAGAUGCCCUGAGUUGGAGCAGAAGAUGACAUCAGACAGCCCAUUCGAGGAACCUGACCUUAAGGACUCUUAUCUCAUCCCAAGGAACAUCAUGGCCGAGCCAGACUACAUAGAAGAUGAUAACCCUGAACUCAUUAGGCCCCAGAAACUCAUCAAUCCUGUCAAAACAUCCCGGAACCAUCAAGACCUUCACAGAGAACUUCUUAUGAAUCAGAAACGGGGUCUUGCCCCUCAGAAUAAACCAGAGCUGCAGAAAGUGAUGGAGAAGAGGAAACGAGACCAAGUAAUAAAGCAGAAGGAAGAAGAAGCACAAAAGAAGAAAUCCGACUUGGAGAUCGAACUAUUAAAACGGCAGCAGAAAUUGGAGCAGCUUGAACUCGAGAAGCAGAAACUGCAAGAAGAGCAAGAAAACGCCCCAGAGUUUGUGAAGGUAAAAGGCAAUCUCAGGAGAACAGGCCAAGAAGUCGCCCAAGCCCAGGAGACAUAGGCUGCCCUGAGCCUAUGCGUAUCUCACCGUCCCUAAGCCCACCGCCACACAGAAGCCGUGUCUGUACGUGCCUCCUCAGCGCUUUAUCUCAGGGCAGAAGCCCCUGCAGAGUUCCAGCCAGCAGAACAGUCUCACUGUCAGAAGGAUUUGGUUUUGGUUUUCCUCCCUUUCCAGUCCAGGCGGGUCACUUGCCUGUGACAGUUACAAUUCCUAGUCGCCAAAUGAAGGAUGUUGACCAGCACAUUAGUUGGGCUAAUGGACCUGUGUUCAGAGACUUUUAAAAAAUUUUUAAAAAAGGAAGCGGACACUGGAAUAUGUUUUUGAGAGUUGCACUUCUUGGUUUUUCUUCCAAGUUUAGUGGGGGGCACAGAGCCUUCCCCUCCUCCCUUUUAAAAGCUACAAGCAUUGUGUUCAAUUCUUUUCUGUCAUCCAGUUGAAAACUUAGAUGGUGUUAGAAAAUAUGUUCAAUCUGUUACAUUCAGUAUCUG
This is a messenger RNA of Echinops telfairi (small Madagascar hedgehog), 1248 nucleotides long. RefSeq names its product protein FAM107B. The transcript is spliced from 6 exons. The record is from RefSeq and is a predicted model, not a curated record. Gene Ontology annotation, cellular component: endoplasmic reticulum. Gene Ontology annotation, biological process: neuron projection development; dopaminergic neuron differentiation. Lineage: Eukaryota; Metazoa; Chordata; Mammalia; Afrosoricida; Tenrecidae. The coding region runs from base 5 to 760 and encodes 251 amino acids.